This is a messenger RNA of Hansenula anomala, 1377 nucleotides long. RefSeq lists its product as uncharacterized. The record is from RefSeq and is a predicted model, not a curated record. The transcript has a single exon. Bases 1 to 1377 code for a protein of 458 amino acids. Lineage: Eukaryota; Fungi; Ascomycota; Saccharomycetes; Phaffomycetales; Wickerhamomycetaceae.
AUGUCUGAAGGACAAGAUCGUUGCUACAUUUGCCUUGGAACAGGGGAUGAGCGUCCACCUUUGGCUCGUCCAUCAGACUCUUCAAAGUUGGUACAGAUGUGUCAAUGUUCAUUAAGAGCCCAUGCUAGAUGCUUAACAGAUUGGGCUUCAGAUCUUGAGUACAGAGCAAGAGAUGACCCCCAGCUAGACAAUAAUGGCGGUGCUAUGGCUAGUCCAGCUGAUGGGUUCCGUCUAGGUGUGCCGGUUGCUGUUAUAAAAGAUGGUGCGUUCAAAAAACACCAUAUUAUGAAGACUAGAGUCAAGUGCCCCCAAUGUGGAGUUUAUCUAUUCAUUGACAUCAAACCUUCGAGAUUAUUGAGUUUACAUAAUCUGAUUAAGGGUGUGUCUAGGGAAAUCACCAAGACUGGGUUAAUGGCCGUUGUUGGUUCUUCUAUUGCAUGCUCACUAGCAAUCUCAGUUGUUGGAAUAUUUGUGUCUGGUGGGUUACAAUUGUUCCUAUCUAUUGCUCCUGAAAGUGUUUUGACAAAGUUACUUGAUUUCAAGUCAGGUCGUAUAAAUGUUGCUUUAAGUAAUGAAGAAGUGGGCUCAAGACAGUUAUUUUUACUAGGUUCAUUCCCUAUCUUUUUAUACGGCUUGAGAUCUGAAAAUGCCUAUUUGGAUUUGUUUUCUAGUGUUUAUCCUACAUUCUUUUUCCCAAAUCUAGUUAAAGGUUUCUCAAAUUCAGGGCCAAAAAUUUUCCUACUAUUUUCUGAACCAUUAAAGAGAAUAUACUCUUUAUUCUACACAAUGACAUUUAACAGAUUAUAUUACAGUUGGACUAAGCUAGUGAAGCCAAUUUAUUUAGCCGAUAGACUGUCCUUAGAAGAACUAGAAACUUUUGAAAGGGAGAGCCAGGACAAGAUCACAUUAAAAGAAAAUUCAAAAUCUCAAAACAUUUUCCAGAGAUUGUAUAGCUGUCUUUUCGGUACAUCAGAUGAGGAGAGGGCUGCUAUACGUAAACGUUUAUGGACAGAAACUAAGGCAAUUUUCUCAAGAGAUUAUAGCACAGUUUUCCACAAAAGAUCAAGAUUUAUGAGCAUAUUAACCACAAUUUUAUGGCCAAUUUUGGGAGCCAAACUAGGUAAAUUACUUCUUAAAGUGGUCAAAAUUAAUACUUUUUGUAAUAAGUAUUCUUCAACUCCGGAUGAGGCUACAUAUAUUGCAAAUUUAAUGGGGAGUGUUUUGUUGGUAUUGGUGAAGGACCUUUUCAAUCUAUACAUUGCAUGGCUCAACGUGAAGCAGUUGCUUGAAGUGUCAGUUGUCAGAGCUAGCUUUGGUCCUGAAGAUCCAAGCAAUGAAUGGGCACAAGGUUCUGUUAUGUUUCCUUUCAGGGGUUAG